CUGGAGUAAAAGAUUCCUCACGCCUUUAAUGCGAAAGAAAGGGCGAGGAGAGAUUCUUCUUUUCUUCUGACUGUCUAGACGGACGGCUUAUCCCCUCCGUCGAAGAAAUGCAGUCCAUGCUCCGUCUCACUUCCUCCUAUGGUCUCCCUCUCUGCGUCUCCGCGAUCUCGCCUCCCCUCGCCCUCUCCAAAGAGAUGGAGGAUCACGAUCGCCGGAGGAAGGCGUUGAGGAAGCAGUGGUCGAGAGCCCGGCUGCGGACAGUGCCGGAGCUGGCCUUCUGGAGGGAGGACGAGAUCACGGCUGUUCAGGCGAUCGUGGAAGGUGAGGUCGACGGAGAUCUCGCCGAUCUCUUCCGUGAUCUUCUUCUGUCGCACUAUUGUGAUUCGUCUUUCCCUGCAAAAGCCGCUUAGCUCAUUAGGAAGAUGAGCUUCUUUUUAUUAAUAUGUAGAUGAUAUGUGUUUUCAUCUGUAAAAUUUCAGUGGAUUAAUUUAAUUAUUUUAGAAGGAUUAUACUUCCACCUCGAUUACAGUCAAAUAUAAUAUCUAUUAUUAUUAUUA
Messenger RNA from Punica granatum (pomegranate), 557 nucleotides. The record is from RefSeq and is a predicted model, not a curated record. NCBI's taxonomy places the organism in Eukaryota, Viridiplantae, Streptophyta, Magnoliopsida, Myrtales, Lythraceae.